Messenger RNA from Vanessa atalanta (red admiral), 3021 nucleotides. RefSeq names its product cholinesterase (gene Gli). The transcript has 14 exons. The record is from RefSeq and is a predicted model, not a curated record. Gene Ontology annotation, cellular component: tricellular tight junction; septate junction; cell surface. NCBI's taxonomy places the organism in Eukaryota, Metazoa, Arthropoda, Insecta, Lepidoptera, Nymphalidae. Bases 382 to 2982 code for a protein of 866 amino acids.
AACUUGAAAUGAUAAACAAAAGUAUGAUAGUCGUGGGCGUUGCCACAUUUUGUUUCCCAGAUAAUUCAUUGAUUAAUAUUGUGAUAACUUGAUAAGGCUUUCGCGUGUUUUGUGACCGUGUACUAGAUUUUUAGUAUUUAUGAUAUUAAAGAUUUAUGUCAUACGUCAUUUGUUAUAGUUAUUAUAACAAACUGUAAAACAAUUUUUUUUGAUAAAUUUAUGUUUACUGAAUUUAUUUAUUUUAAAUUAUAGCAUAAACGAUAUAGUAUUUUCCGUAUACCGAGAGUUUCAUUGAUAAUUUUAGUAAAGAGAUUGAAAGGUUAGUGUUUAUAAUAUGUGAAUCACUCCUAAAAUCUUAUAAGACCAUAGUGCCUGUGAAAAAUGUUGGGAAAUUCUGUGUUAACGUUUUUAGUGUGUGUUUGUAUGUGCGUGUAUGUGAAAUCUCAAUCAAACAAAGAUCUGUACAACGGACAAUAUAAAAACGAGUACUAUAACACACGGCAGCAAGAUAGUUCGCGUGAAUCAAAACUUCCUAACCCCGGAGAUAGUAAUUAUAGAACUUAUUUGUACAAUAACCGAAGAUAUGGAACAGAUCCUUCAAGAUACAACCCAUACAAUCCCAACAUAAACCAACCGGGUGGCUUUCCAUACAAUCCAAUUGAAAGUAACCCAUUGGAUAAUCAGUUCAAAUAUAAUACAAACAUCGACCCAAACAAUCCAGAUGCACUGUUUCCGGGUGUUCUAGGAGGAUGGAGAGAGGACUUACAAGGACGAGAGAGACGAGACUCCCGUCAGUUGAAGCGGGAUAUCUUUGUUAACACUAACUAUGGACAGGUUCAAGGAUUUAAGGUUUAUUUAUACGACAACCCAGACCCUAAUUCAGGAUACCGACCAUGGUUAACACCGGUGGAGAGGAUACAGGGUGAAGUAUCGGUGUUUCUUGGUAUACCAUACGCUCGACCACCUGUCUUAGAAGGGAGAUUUAAGCCACCUCGUAGACAUCCGGGCUGGCAGCUGAUGCAGGCGGUAGACUGGGGGCCCGCCUGCCCACAGCCAGUUAGGUUCACGGGCGCUACGAAGGGUAUACGAGACAUGGACGAGGACUGUUUAUACCUGAACAUAUUCUCGCCUAAUACAGAAGCUGGAUCGACGGCGCAGAAAUAUCCUGUGAUGGUAUACAUUCACGGAGGUCAAUUCGCUUCCGGUGCGUCCAACUUAUUUCCCGCGCACAUGUUAGCCGCCUUCUACGAUGUCAUCGUUGUAUCUUUUAAUUAUAGAUUGGGAGCGCUGGGCUUCCUCUCAACCGCCGAUGAGAAUUCUCCUGGUAACUACGGUAUACUAGACCAAGCGAUGGCACUUCAAUGGGUGAGAGACAACAUAGGGCCGUUCAACGGUGACACUGGUUCCAUUACCUUGUUCGGGCCUGGCGCUGGUGCCGCUUCAGCUGGUCUGCUAGCUGUUUAUCCUCCAACUAGAGAUAUCGUUUCAAGAGUUAUAGCACAGAGUGGUUCCGCGUUAGCUGACUGGGCACUUAUAGAGGAUAAAUUCCGGGUGCAGAACACAUCGUUAGUGUUCGGCAGGCUGCUCGGAUGUCCCAUCGAUUCAUCGUGGAAACUUGUCAACUGUUUACGUCAAGGGAGAAGUUUUUAUGAACUGGGAAACGCAGAGUUCCAGCCCAACGUCGGUUUCAUCCCCUGGGGUCCUGUGCUCGAGAAUAACUUCACCUUCCCCGGGGACGAGUGGUACGACGGCUGGCGGGAACGCGACUGGCAUUUCCUAGCGACGACUCCCGAAGAGUUGAUUGUCAGGCGACAGUUCAAUCCUGCCCUCAGAUACAUGACCGGCGUGACCACACAGGAGGCGGCUUAUGUUUUGUACACCAACGAAUCCCUCGCGCCUGGCUACGAGAUAGACGAGCGCUGGUUCAACCAGAAGGUGGAGGAGUUCGUCUUCCGAUACAACUACACGCUGAACCCGCGCGGCGUGUACGAGGCCAUCCGCUACAUGUACACCUACCACCCCGAGCCGCACAACGCCAGCGCCCUGCGCGACCAGUACGUGCACUUUCUCUCGGAUUUCCUGUACCGCGCCCCGACGGACAAGAUGGUAAAGCUACUGCUGGAGCAAAACGUCCCGGUGUACAUGUACGUGCUCAACACGACGGUGGAGGCGUUCCGCUGGCCGGAGUGGCGCCAGUACGCACACGAUACGGAGCACUUCUUCCUCUCGGGCGCUCCCUUCAUGGACCAGGAGUUCUUCCCGAGGAGACACAGAAUAGACCGGCAGGCCUGGACACCGAACGACAGGAACAUGAGUCACUUCUUUAUGAAGGCGUACUCUGAUUUUGCGAGAUUUGGUAACCCAACUCGCUCUCGCAUCCUGGGCCUGCACUUCGAGAUGGCGAAGGCUGGACAACUCCGGUAUUUAAAUCUGAACACGACCUACAACUCGACCAUCCAACUCAAUUACAGACAGACCAAACUAGCCUUCUGGACGGUGUACCUGCCCACGGUUAUUGGAAGGCUUGUGCCUACAUAUCCACCAUUCACAGAGUACUGGUGGGAACCGAAGCAGCCUCUCCAAAUAGCGUUCUGGUCGGUCUCCAGCGCUUGUCUCGUUCUCAUCGUGCUGUUGGUGGUCUGCUGCAUGCUGUGGAGGAACGCUAAAAGAGAAACGGACAGAUACUACAACGGUGACAUAUUCAUGGUCCCCGAGCUUGAGGAGAGCGGCAUAGAGAACACUUCGCGCUCCAGAGACAACAUAUACGAGUACCGAGACGUGCCCGUUAAGAGGACGCCGCAGACACUCACGAGAACGAUAAGCCAGCCGCAGACGCUGCAGUCGUCGCAGGCGCCGUCGGAGGCGUCCACCGAGUCGGCGGCGUCGCUGUCGCUCCGCGAGAGCGCGCGCCGCCCCGCGCCCGCGCCCCGCGCGCGCUCCGCCACGCAGCUCGUGCGCGGCGUGCCGCAGACCACCGUGUGACGGCGCCGGGGGUGCACGCCGUCCGUUGGGGUCAUAUUA